AUUGACCAUACCGCUAUUAGAAUACCUAAAUACACCUGUUAUUAAAUAAAUAAAAUGUGUUAUUCUUCUCACGUUGUGCGUCUUCUCUUAUUCAUGGUGAUGGCUUGUGGGGAUGUCGAAUGAGCGUGCGUGAAACGCUGACUGGGGGCAUUCUGUUUCCUGAUAGCAGACUUGACGCGAUUGCAGCGCACAGUAUGAAGGCAGCUUGAUGUGUAGUGCUGGGGAAAUCAGUGAUGGUGAUGGUGUCUCGCGUGAUGGUAACCUCACACUGAUCACUGUUUGGUUUACCAGCAGGUAGCGCUGCCUCGCGCACACUGACCCGAAGAGGGGAGAAAAAAAAGUUUUGAGUGUUGCUCUGAGAUUUAACGCUUGCGCAGAACAGGUUGCCUGGCCAGUUCCUCUGGUUGACUUACCUGAGAGGUACAUACAUCAGUUUCGGUCAGUAACAGAAAGGAACUAACGCGCCGAGCCUGGACUCCGGCGAGCGCGAGGAGAAGUUCGAUUAAAGCGCAGAUACUUUUUGUUCAAACGAAGAAAUCGAAAGCACCGGAGUAUAUUCUCGUGGCUUCUGGCAGGUGCGCUCGUGUUUUCUUGCCCGUACGCAACGAGGAAACGAAGCUCGUGACAGGUCUCCGUAUCCCGACUUGUGCAUUGAACGGCUCACCCCGGUAGACGCCGUCUUUCUUCGUCGCGGAAAGCCUGAAAAAACAGCUGGAUGCCUUCCUCUUGAGCAGUCCGGUAUCAGUGCCGUUUUCACUGGUUGAUUAAAGCGCUGUCUCGCGGGGAAAAUAUGAUGGGCUUUCUGCGCAGGACGUUUAGCCGACGGUCAAAACGACGCUUUCGGACUUCAGAGGAGCUGGAGGGGGCCGGCAGAGGCGGAAACACAGUGCUUCAGGCGCACCAGCAGCAGGUGAUCCACGCGCCGAUCGUAGUGACCGGGGGAGCCGUGGUCCACAUCCCCGCCGCGGGCAACAGCAAAGACGCCAUCACAUGCAGAGUCCUGCUGCUGGACGGAUCGGAUGUCAGUGUGGAGUUACCGAAACACGCCAAGGGACAGGAUCUGUUUGAUCAGAUUAUGUAUCAUUUGGAUCUGGUGGAGGCUGAUUACUUCGGUCUGCAGUUCAUGGACCCAGAGCAGGUUGCGCAAUGGUUGGAUGCAGCCAAGCCCAUAAAAAAGCAGAUUAGAUUUGGACCUCCAUACAGAUUGUUCUUCAGGGUUAAAUUCUAUUCUUCAGAGCCCAAUAACCUUCACGAAGAGUUCACCAGAUAUCUCUUCGUACUGCAGCUUAGACAAGACAUACUGUCCGGCAAGUUAAAGUGUCCAUAUGAUGUGACUGUGGAACUCGGGGCUUAUUGCUUACAAAGUGAACUUGGGGAUUGUGAUCCACUAGAACACUCUGUUGUGUUGGUAUCAGAGUUUCGCUUUUCACCCAGACAGACAGAGCUGAUGGAGGCGGACAUCUACCACAAAUGGGCCGAGUGCAGGGGAAUGAGUCCUUCUCAAGCUGAGCUGAAUUUCCUGAAUAAAUGCAAGUGGCUGGAGAUGUAUGGAGUGGACAUGCACUUUGUGAAGGGACGGGAUGGAGGAGAAUAUGCUCUGGGACUCACACCAACUGGCAUUCUUGUUUUCGAGGGAUCCAGCAAAAUUGGUCUCUUCUUUUGGCCUAAAAUAACCCGUCUUGACUUCAAGAAGAACCGACUGACAUUAGAGGUGGUGGAGGACGAUGAGAAGGGCCGAGAGCAGGAGCACACGUUUGUGUUUCAGCUUUCGAGUUCUCGGGAGUGUAAGCACUUAUGGAAGUGUGCAGUAGAAAGCCACGCCUUCUUCCGGCUCAGACAGCCGACCCACAACAAAAGAAACAACAGCGACUUCACACGCCUCGGCUCGCGGUUCAGAUUCAGUGGACGGACUGAAUAUCAGGCCACACGUAGUGGUAAAGUCAGGAGAGCAAGCACUUUUGAGAGGAGACCAAGUAAAAGAUAUCCCUCACGAGCCCAGUCUAUGGUCAAGGCCAUAACUCCAGUAAAACAUCCACAUCUAAGUGCUCAGGCCAGCCCUGAUUCAAGCUUAACACCGUAUAAGCACAACAUUCCAAUUGCACAGGAACCCUGGAAAAGACCACAUCCGUCUAGUCUGACCCCUCCCCUAUACGUACAGCCAUUGGAAAUGGGACACGUUCCACCACCACACAGUUUCCCUUUGAGCACUGCAGACACCCGGAGGUUUAGUGUGGAAGAGAACGAGGCUCCUCAUUUUGGAAAGGUCCAUCGCUGCUACCAUCGCCACGGAUACGAAAAACCGGAAGCACUGUGCCUCACGACAGCUAAACCUAAAGCUUGGGUCGUGUCUCCUGGGCUCCCGGAUGAGUUGGAUCGAGCUCUGCAGAACCAGCUAGAAGCAGAACCUGCAGCCUGGCCGGCUCUCCACAUCAACAUAGACAUGGCAGAGGAAAAACCACUUUCUGAGAAAAGUCUUCCUUCCUCCCCUGCAGUUUUACAGGAACAACUGAAGAGCAACAUCUCUAAACGUGCCACCCAAAGUGAUAGUGGAACCUCCAAGGGGAACUCCUCAAGUGGAGACCAAACUGACAGGUAUCCCAGCUCUUCACAGGAUUCAGGCUCAAGCAGUAUGAACACAGAGAAGCCCAGAGUGGAACGACGCAAACGCCUUGUCAGACAGUUCAGCUUUAACCAUAGUGAUGAAGAUGACCUCCCUGAGGCACUUGCAGCCAUCUCCUCCGAGUGCAAUAUCGGAAAAUCCUCCUCAAACAGCUCCUUGGACAAACAGGUCCAACCACCCAUAUACCCACCGCAGAAGGAUACGUCACAUUUAGAGCGUGACAACUCUCCACUGCUCUUUCCAAGUCCAGUACCUCACCUGCUUCCAUAUACUACACAUACAGAAAGCUCUGAAGACCUGCGGAUGGAGAGAGAGAAACUACUGAGGGCUCUGUUAAUGACAGAACUCUAAGACAACACAAACACACACACACACAACACAACUGCUGACAGACCACAAAACCAAUAGACAACAAGAGCCCUUAAAGGAGUCAUAUGAUGCGAUUUCAAAUUUCUCCUUUCUCUUUGGAGCAUUUCAAGCUCUUGGUGCAUAAAGAAGAUCUGUAAAAUUCAAAGAGAUAUUCUUUAGAAAACUUAAGGCUUGUCCACGCCCUCCUAAAAAAAACCUAGUUUAAACACUCCCCCAAAAGUCUACGUCAGGAUGUGGGAAGAUUUGCAUAACACCGGCCAAAUGUUCACUCAAAGAAAGAAGGCUUACCUUUUAUUCUUGCUGUUGCCGCCGCUGCCAUGUUGCAGAGAUGCUUUGUGUUUCAUUGUGGAAGAGAAGCUCGUUAGUUUGGCCCUCCAAAGGAGGACGAUAUGCAUUUUGUUAUGCCUAGAGCUGAUCCAUGCUGGUUGCUGAGGAAAUGCAUCAACUUCGCAACUGUGGAUCGCCGGAUCUGCUUUCACUGUUUACGUAGCAGAGUCCAGCCUGGGGUCGUCACAUGUGGUUGCUACAAACUCACUAGCCCGCUUCUUCAUCGAAUCCACCAGCCGUAUCUCACUCAAGUUUGUUUCAUUUUCGUAUUCAGAUGUGUGCAGCACAUUUUAUGGAGGACUGUUUCCUGAUCCUGCAGAACAGUAGCCUACAAUGCGUCUGUGCUCAAAGGCUG
Molecule: messenger RNA, 3671 nt
Organism: Carassius auratus (goldfish)
Lineage: Eukaryota; Metazoa; Chordata; Actinopteri; Cypriniformes; Cyprinidae
Product: band 4.1-like protein 4B
Exons: 23
Coding region: 791-2971 (726 amino acids)
Biological process (GO): actomyosin structure organization
Cellular component (GO): cytoskeleton
Molecular function (GO): cytoskeletal protein binding
Source: RefSeq, a predicted model, not a curated record